Habropoda laboriosa is the source of this 1671-nucleotide messenger RNA. RefSeq names its product heparan-alpha-glucosaminide N-acetyltransferase-like. Lineage: Eukaryota; Metazoa; Arthropoda; Insecta; Hymenoptera; Apidae. The coding region runs from base 1 to 1671 and encodes 556 amino acids. The record is from RefSeq and is a predicted model, not a curated record. The transcript has 11 exons.
AUGGAGACCACAGACGAGUGGUUCUGCGACCGGGAGACGCUCAGGUACGACGAAGCUUGCGUGAAUCUGCGCAUCAAUCACGAAGACUCAAACGCCUGGCUCUACCUGCUCUCCUCCGAUUGCGCACUGUGUCCAUACACAAGGACCAAGCAGUUCCUGGCGAACUUAAAUUACAGCCUGAUAGUGAACACCGUCAGACCCACAACCUUCAGAGUAGUGGACGCUGAGGACCCCAGCGAAUUCAUUUCCGCUAAAAAUACCAGUAACGUGAUCUGCGAGUUGACGCCAAAUCUCGGCCAAUUCGGCGUGUACGAUUUUUCCGUUCAAAAUGGAAGCUGCGACAUAAAGGUCCUUAACCCAUCGACGUAUCCUUUCACAGAGCUCUUCCUCAUUUUCGGCGUGUUGAUACUGGUUCUGUUCGGUCUGUCUGGACUGAAAUCGUUGUGUCACGUGUGCAGAAAGAAGUUUAUGAAGAGUCAGGUGAAAGAGGACACGGCGAAGCAACCCCUGAAGCGUCGAGUGAAAGCGAUCGAUACUGUUCGAGGGGCAAGCACUUUGUUGAUGAUAUUCGUGAACGACGGAUCAGGUGGAUAUAGAAUUCUCGGUCAUGCGACUUGGAACGGUUUACUUUUGGGAGAUCUACUGUUCCCUUGCUUCAUGUGGAUCAUGGGAGUGUGCAUCCCUAUUGCGAUAUCCAGUCAGGUGAAACGAAUGACGAAGAAGAGUGAGAUAUUAUAUGGAAUCUUCAAGAGGAGUGUUCUUCUGUUUUUAAUCGGAGUGUCUUUGAAUACUGUGAUGACUGGUGGUCAAUUAGAAACUAUACGCAUCUUUGGUGUUCUCCAGCGAUUUGGUAUAACUUACUUCAUCGUAGCUCUCACGUAUUUGUGCUUGAUGUCGAGAAAACCGAGCAAGGUAAGUUCCUCUAUGUUACGAGAGGUGCAAGAUUUCUUCUUACUCCUUCCACAAUGGUGCGUGAUGCUGGCGAUAGUGGCUGCUCACUGUUUCCUCACCUUCUGUCUACACGUUCCUGGAUGUCCCACUGGAUACCUUGGUCCUGGUGGUCUCCACGAUGACGCCAAGUACUUCGACUGCGUGGGAGGAGCAGCGGGUUACAUCGACAGAGUGAUACUGAAGGAGAAUCAUCUGCACCAUUCUGCGACUGUUUAUAAAUCUGGACCCUUCGAUCCUGAAGGAAUCUUGGGUACUCUAACGUCCACGUUCCACGUGUUCCUUGGCCUACACGCUGGCAUAAUCAUGAUGUCCUACAAAGAUUGGAAAGAACGAGUGAUCAGGUGGCUUGCGUGGGCCUCGCUUUUCGGUUUCAUAGGAUGCGCCCUACAUUUCUCCAACGUGAUCCCCGUGAACAAGAAUCUGUGGUCACUGUCGUUUGUGUUCGUGACGACAUCUUUCUCCCUGGCCUUCCUCUCCGCCUGUUAUCUGCUCGUGGACGUCGUAAAAGUAUGGAACGGAGGACCUUUUCGUGUACCAGGUAUGAACGGUUUGUUAUUGUACGUCGGCCACUCUGUGUGCUACAAAAAUUUCCCCUUCCAUUGGGGGAUCGGUAACAUGGACAGCAGAGCGUUGCGUUUAUGCGAGGCGAUUUGGGGCACCCUGUUGUGGACCGUCAUCGCCUACGUUAUGCACAAGAAACGAAACUACAUCACACUUUGA